GAUGAUAUUAAUUUUAUGAUAAAUUUAUUAUGACAUUGGAUUUCAUUGAGUGUAUUAAGAAGUGAUAAAUUUCAACAGAAGAUAUGAAUUCUUGUUCAUUAAUAAAAACUGAUCAGUUAUGUCAAAAUACCAAGAAUACAAAAAAACAAUUAGCAUUAUAUCUUCCUAAAAAUACUUAUAAUCGUUUUAUUGAGUAUGCAACUGAAACAGAAAGAUUAGCAAUCGAAGCAGAAAAUAAAGCUAAAAAGUUACAAGAUUUGAAAAAAAUUUCUUAUGAAUUAAUAAAAGAUUGGGAUAAUACUGUGGUGAAUAUAAAAAAGAGAAGAAGAAAUGAAUUAUUAUUAAGAAGAAAAAAAGCUGAAGAAGAAAAAAUAAAAUUGAUAAAAAAAUUAACAGAAGAAAAUGCAGCGGAACGUGCUGUAAUUGUUAAAGAAGCUCGUAAGCUUUUAAUGUAUAGAAAACCACAAUGCAGACUAAUUAAUUCUGCUCUUUUUGCUUCGGAAUGUUUCAGAGAACUGAAUGCUCAAUUGGAGUUCAAUAAAAUGCUAAAAGAAAUGGAAAAAGAAGAGAAAAAUAAAUGGAUAGAAAAAAUUAAAGAAGAAGCAGAACAUAAUCGUCAAAAAGAGCAGAAAGAAAUUCAAGAUCGAUGGAAAAAAAUGAUAAAAUAUCGUGAUGACUUAACUAAACAGAUUAGCCAAUGUGGAUCUUACAGUAAACAAAUAGAAUUACAAGAACGAGCAGUAGAUAAAGAAAAUUUACACAAUUUAAUCGAAGAACUGAAUCUUCUCGAAAAACGUAAUACUGAAGAGCUCAUAAAGAAAAGAAAAGAAUUACAAGCAAUGUUUGUAGAAUCAUUAGAAAGUAAGAAACGUCAUCAAGAAGAAAUAAAGAAAGAAGAAGAACACGAAAAUUAUUCCAUAGAGGCUUAUAGAAAAGCUAAGGAACAUCUAACUGAACUCACUCAAAAAAAGUGGAAGGAAAUGCAAGAUCAAAAACUAAAACGAUCAGAAUUAAUGGCUCAAAGAUGUGCUGCCAUUUGCAAAUAUGAUGAAACUGAUGAAAAAAAUCGUCUAGAAAAAGCUAUCAAUGAGAACGAAAAGAAAGAAUUAGAGAAAGCAAAAGCAAAGAAAGAUCAUGAAGAGAAAAUGCGAGCAGAACUUUUGAGGUAUCAAGCAGAAUAUGAGAAACAGAAAGAAAAGAAUAAACGAGAAGAAAAAAAUAGACUUGCUUGGGAAACAUUUCAAAGGAUUAAAAGAGAUGAAUUUAAUAUACAGAUGAAAUUGGAAGAAACAGAACGAGAAUGGAAGAAAAAAAUGGAUAUGGCUAAUGAACUAAAGAAACAAGUGGAUGAACGUAGGAAAGAACGUGAAGAAGAGCGAACACGAAAUGACGAUUCAAUUUAUAAUCAAGUUCUGUUGCAAAAAAUGAAUGAACAGAUUCUUGCUUAUGGUCAAGAAGUUUUCAAUGAGUCGAAAGGAGUUAGACCCUUAUUUCCCAUUAUAAAGACUAUUCAAAAUUUCAAAAAAGAAAAUCGAUUGCUUCCGCCUGCGAAAAUUCCUGAACCAAUUCCUCCGAAAAAAGAAGUCAGAAUGAAGAAAAAAAUUAUUUGUCCAAAACUACCCAAUGAGCAAAUUUUUUAUUUAGGAUAA
This is a messenger RNA of Chelonus insularis, 1649 nucleotides long. RefSeq names its product golgin subfamily A member 6-like protein 6. NCBI's taxonomy places the organism in Eukaryota, Metazoa, Arthropoda, Insecta, Hymenoptera, Braconidae. The coding region runs from base 84 to 1649 and encodes 521 amino acids. The record is from RefSeq and is a predicted model, not a curated record. The transcript is spliced from 8 exons.